AUGAGCACCGCUUCGCGCCCAUAUUACCGUCACGGUUCUCCACUAUCAGUAUUCAACCCAGCUCAAGGCUUUGCUGCCGACGCUCCCAUGAUGCAGCGCAUCGACGUAGGCGAUUCGUCCGACGAUGAGAUUCCGCCGCCCAUGAAGUUUAGCGCCCUGACGAGGGCUCUGCUCGAGUCUGAGGAGGGCAUUGAACAAUCCUCACCGAAACAGGACACGGCGCGCGACUACGAGACGCCUAGUAGAGCGCCGCAAUUGAAGAUUGUGCGCAACAACGAUCACAUGGCUGUACGUCCUGCACCGGAAUACCAAAGACAAACACGUCCCUCUUCGAGAACCCAACACGAUGCGACCGAGGACCAAGAGAACAUCCCCCCUCCAACCUUCAAGCGCGACAGACACCACGAUUUCAAGUACCUCGGAAAGCCGGACAAGCUUGCUCUGCAUGUCAAAUCUCAACCCGUCGAAGAGACUCCCAUUUCGCAUCAAUCACCUCGCAGAGCACUCACAACGAUCAGCAACAACACUCCUGUCAGACCUGCUCCCCCUCCACCACCAAAGAUGAGCGUUCUGGAUGCUGCCACGAAGACUGCUGGAGCCAGCACCACAAAGAGCAAGAAACGACGCCAACACAUUCUCAUCAAUGGAAAAUUGUUUACCCAAAUGAACAAGGUCGGAAAAGGUGGCAGCAGUGAUGUUUACUGUGUCAUGGCUGAAAAUUACAAACUCUUUGCCUUGAAAAAGGUCAAGCUCGAAGAUUGUGAUGAAUCAGCCAUGCGCGGCUUUAAAGGCGAGAUCGAUCUUCUCACCAAGCUUGCAGAUGUCGAGCGUGUCAUUCGGCUCUUUGACUGGGAGCUGGACAAUGAGAAACAAAUCCUCAGCGUGCUGAUGGAGAAGGGCGACCAGGAUCUGAAUCGCAUUCUGACAAUUGCACUUAACGGUACCGAUCCCAAAUUUGACCCUGUUUUGACCCGCUUCUACUGGAAAGAAAUGCUUGAAUGCGUUCAAGCUGUUCACGACUACGAUAUUGUUCACUCGGAUCUUAAACCCGCCAACUUCCUUUCUGUACAGGGAAAACUCAAACUCAUUGACUUCGGUAUUGCAAAUGCCAUCGAUAUUGCGCAUACAGUCAAUGUUCACCGCGACUCGCACAUUGGAACACCCAAUUACAUGUCACCAGAGAGUAUCCUGGAUACAAAUGCUCCCACACCUGGCAGCGAACGCACUUCGAAUAAUGGCAGUCGGCUGAUGAAGAUUGGCAAGCCUUCGGAUGUCUGGUCUCUUGGAUGUAUCUUGUAUCAGAUGGUGUAUGGUCGCCCACCUUUCGCCCACAUUGCCAACCAAAUCAGUCGUAUCAUGGCUAUUACGAAUUCGAAAGUUGUGAUUGAAUUCCCGGACAAGGGUGUGGGUGGUGUCACAGUCCCAUCAGCUUUGAAGGGCACUCUUCGGCGAUGCCUGCAGCGCGACCUGCAUGCUCGCCCAACAGUCAAGCAGCUCCUCAGUCUUUCUGACCCAUGGCUGUAUCCGGACGUUGGCAACGCCGUCGCCAUGAGUGAAGAUCUGCUUGCACAAAUUAUCGACAAAGUUGUUGAGAGAUGCAAAGACCCCAAACGUGGCAUUCCAUCUCCUGACGAGGUCAAACAAUACCCGGCCAGUUUCAUGUCCAAGAUCCGGGAGAUGGUCGAACGUGAGGGCGUCGUUGGGUGA
Aureobasidium pullulans EXF-150 is the source of this 1707-nucleotide messenger RNA. Its product is annotated as kinase-like protein. Gene Ontology annotation, cellular component: spindle; nucleus; kinetochore. The record is from RefSeq and is a predicted model, not a curated record. The transcript is spliced from 2 exons. Gene Ontology annotation, biological process: peptidyl-serine phosphorylation; chromosome segregation; meiotic spindle assembly checkpoint signaling. Lineage: Eukaryota; Fungi; Ascomycota; Dothideomycetes; Dothideales; Saccotheciaceae. Gene Ontology annotation, molecular function: protein serine/threonine kinase activity; ATP binding; protein serine/threonine/tyrosine kinase activity. The coding region runs from base 1 to 1707 and encodes 568 amino acids.